UUUCGCCGAGCCAAAUUCAAACUAAGACUAGAUCCAAUUUCAGCUGCCUCAACAUGCACAGAAUGCUGCUCUACACUUUGGUAAUCGUUGCCCUUGCUUUGGUUCAGGCCUGCCAAAUCCAUCAUAAUCUGACAUUUCCUGCUGUGGACCAAGUUUCCGACUGUUCUGGCCACUACCUCACUUUUGGUAAUCGGAGUUUGACAAGGGAUCUGCCCACAUUAACCCCAGGCAAUUCGAUGUCAUCUCGGCUUGAACUUUGCUUUUAUGGCAAACCUUUUACGCUGGGGCAUUAGCCGUGCAUUGUUGUUGCUUUGUUAUUGCUUGAAUAAAUUGUUGUAAAUUAUUAAUUAU
This is a messenger RNA of Drosophila melanogaster (fruit fly), 351 nucleotides long. RefSeq lists its product as uncharacterized. The transcript has 2 exons. The record is from RefSeq and is marked reviewed. Lineage: Eukaryota; Metazoa; Arthropoda; Insecta; Diptera; Drosophilidae. The coding region runs from base 54 to 293 and encodes 79 amino acids.